Messenger RNA from Polyodon spathula (Mississippi paddlefish), 3486 nucleotides. RefSeq names its product tyrosine-protein kinase Yes. The record is from RefSeq and is a predicted model, not a curated record. The transcript has 12 exons. Gene Ontology annotation, molecular function: ATP binding; signaling receptor binding; non-membrane spanning protein tyrosine kinase activity. The coding region runs from base 605 to 2230 and encodes 541 amino acids. Gene Ontology annotation, biological process: cell differentiation; innate immune response; protein phosphorylation. NCBI's taxonomy places the organism in Eukaryota, Metazoa, Chordata, Actinopteri, Acipenseriformes, Polyodontidae. Gene Ontology annotation, cellular component: extrinsic component of cytoplasmic side of plasma membrane.
UAAAGCUACAGGCUGUAUUACUGGAAAGUGUCCAGUUAAAAAGUACGAUUAAGCAAUUUUUAAUGCAGUGGGCGCUUAAUUGAUAGUUUAAUGUAGCUUUGAAGUGGAGUGCAUUGUUUGAAAAUAUUUGUAUUUCUUUUGCCAAAUCUCAAGAAACAGAAGAGUUGCGGUCUCAAAUUAAUAUGUGACUCUGGUCUUGGGCGGCCAUGUUGUUCAGAGGGUUAGUGCAAGUUUAGUGAGGAGGGAGUAGGAACUGCUGGGGAGUUUAAGUCACUUGGCAUGUCUUUUGUCAUGUAGAUUUCAUUUUAUACCGUUUCCAUGUCUUAGGUCUUUUUAGUUUGAGCUUUACAUGUUUUAGUUAGUUUUGUUACGCUAUUUGCCAUUUAUAGUUCGCUUUGGUGUUCUGUUUUUUAUUAUUUAUUGCCAAAACAUUCAUAAACAGCGUUCGUUGCGGUUGCUUUGAAACAGUGAUGGGAGAGGCAGUGAUUUCUGGUUUGAAAUAAAAAAGGCUUUAUUUCUUGUCGAUAUUUACUCUUGAAAAAACAAAGAAAGACACGUAUGUAACCAAACAAAGAAGGAAGGGGUAUUUUGAAAAGACGUGACAAUGGGUUGCAUCAAGAGUAAAGAGGACAAGGGUCCAACUAUGAAAUACAGACCUGAAAACACUCCAGAUUGUAUAAGUGCACAUGUUGGACAUUAUGGACCAGAUCCCACACAAUUAAGUCAGUCACCAGCUUCUAAGGGACCAACUUCUAACUAUAACAGUCAUUCCAUGACGCCAUUUGGAGGAUCUUCUCUGAUGACACCUUUUGGUGGGGCAUCUUCAUCCUUUUCUGUGGUAACAAACCCUUUUCCAAGUGUUAUUACAGGUGGGGUUACAAUUUUUGUGGCCUUAUAUGAUUAUGAAGCAAGAACAUCAGAUGACCUCUCAUUCAAAAAGGGUGAAAGGUUCCAGAUCAUUAAUAAUACGGAGGGAGACUGGUGGGAAGCGAGAUCUAUCACUACGGGAAAGAAUGGAUACAUUCCUAGCAAUUAUGUUGCUCCUGCUGACUCCAUUCAGGCUGAAGAAUGGUACUUUGGUAAAAUGGGACGCAAAGAUGCAGAACGACUACUCCUGAAUCCAGGAAACCAACGAGGCACUUUCUUGGCUCGAGAGAGUGAAACUACUAAAGGCGCUUAUUCUCUCUCCAUACGAGACUGGGAUGAAAUGAAAGGAGACAAUGUGAAGCACUACAAAAUCCGAAAACUUGACAACGGUGGCUACUACAUCACAACAAGAGCACAGUUUGAAACGCUCCAAAAGCUGGUCAAACACUACACAGAACAUUCUGAUGGUUUGUGCUACAGACUGACAACAGUAUGUCCUACUGUGAAGCCACAAACACAAGGGCUGGCGAAGGAUGCCUGGGAAAUCCCUCGCGACUCCUUGAGGCUGGAGGUGAAACUUGGACAGGGGUGCUUUGGAGAAGUGUGGAUGGGAACGUGGAAUGGAACGACAAAGGUUGCAAUUAAAACACUAAAGCCUGGUACAAUGUCACCAGAGGCCUUCCUGCAAGAGGCUCAAAUAAUGAAGAAACUCAGACACGAUAAACUGGUACCUCUCUAUGCUGUUGUCUCUGAGGAGCCUAUAUACAUUGUUACAGAAUACAUGGCAAAAGGUAGUUUACUGGACUUUCUGAAGGAGGGUGAUGGGAAAUACCUGAAGCUUCCUCAACUGGUUGACAUGGCUGCCCAGAUUGCUGAUGGUAUGGCAUUUAUCGAGAGAAUGAACUACAUUCAUAGAGACUUGCGAGCUGCUAACAUUCUUGUAGGAGACAGUCUGGUGUGCAAGAUUGCAGAUUUUGGGCUGGCAAGGUUAAUUGAGGACAACGAGUAUACUGCAAGACAAGGAGCCAAGUUUCCUAUAAAAUGGACAGCGCCUGAAGCAGCUUUGUAUGGACGUUUUACAAUUAAAUCAGAUGGGUGGUCAUUUGGCAUCCUGCUGACAGAGCUGGUAACCAAGGGUAGAGUGCCAUACCCAGGUAUGGUGAACCGAGAAGUGCUAGAACAAGUGGAGCGUGGCUAUAGGAUGCCUUGUCCUCAGGGUUGUCCAGAGUCUCUCCACGAGUUGAUGAAGCUCUGUUGGAAGAAGGAUCCGGAUGAGAGACCAACCUUUGAAUAUGUUCAGUCUUUCCUGGAAGAUUAUUUUACAGCUACAGAACCACAGUACCAACCUGGGGAUAAUUUAUAAGCCUCGCAGACUGCACUACGGCCCGUAUGGUCUGCCAAAUUCACUAAAGGACCUUUUUAAGGUCUUCAAAAACUACAACACUUUCCGUGCUGUAAAAGGCAGACUGGAAUCCAAUUUACAGUUGCACAAACUACUUUCUGUUUUUUGUUUAUUUUGUUUUGUUUUUUUAUUUAAUUGAUUCCUAACACUAAUCCUUGAAAUGCCCCAUUUCAGGGUACUGAUUUUUUGUUUUUUUAUAGACAAAUAUGACUCAAAGUGAAUAGUACAUUCAUGUGAAAUAUAUUUUAAUCCUAUCAAUCUUGAUUUGAAUCAUGAAGCAAUCUUAUAUCAAAAAAAUCCUCAGUAUCACAUAACUUGUUAACCAUGUUAACAUGCAUGCUUCCUAUAGCAUGUUGAUCAAAAUAAAAAAAAAUCACACUAAUCCAUUUGUAAAUUGGCAACACAGAUUUAUAAUGCAGUGCUUUCAGUACUUUUAUCAGAUAAACUGGAAAAGUGAGAUAUAAUUUUUCUACAUAGUUCUUUGGUAGAAUGGAGAUGAAUAGAUUAAUUUUAUAAUGUUGAUUAAGUGUGAUUUUUAUAACAACUUAGAUUUCCAUCUUCUGAUGGUAAAUAAUCAUUUAAAUUCAAAAAUAUUCAGAAGGUUAUGUAAAGAUUUAAAUAAACAUGGAACUGACAAUUAAAUGUGAUAUGUUCUGUUAUUUGUCAGCUGUAGUACAAAUGCUCCCAAUGGACAUGUCAAUAUUGUUUACCAUUCAACCUUCAGAUACACAAAACCUAUUCCCAGCCAUUCUGUUGAGUAAAUGUGUUUUGGAACUGCAUUCUGAAAAAACAUUUAACAGUUUGUUUUUAAUAGCCAACGGAGCUAAAUCAAAGACUCCCUCAUUACAUGUUGGUUCAGAUGCAUUAAACAAUAACUAUAGCAUGUUGUUCUAAAGUGACAUUUAUUUUUGAAUUUUUGAUCAAGGUUUGUUUCCUUUCAUGUGUACGUUUUCAGUAAUUUCAGCAUUUCAUACUGUGAUUGUAAAGAUAUACUUAAACCAAUUACCUUCUUGAAAACGGAGCCUAACUGAAUACUGAAAUUAGAUCCAAGUGUUUACCUUUGUAUUAGUGCUGAAACCCUGAACCAAACAGAUCCUCAUAAAGAGUGCCAUCUUUUGUAUGUGUAUCCUUGUCCUCUUCCAUUAACCUGUGAUAGCAGAUUUUAAAAGGGCUUUUAUACAAAGUUGUGAAUGUGUGUGGGUUUUUUUUUUUAUUUU